AAUGAGUGUCAAAUACACCUCCACACGAGCACCGGAACGCCCAUUCACCGGUUCCGAACGUCUGCGUGUCCACAUGGUGUCGUUGUGAGGGGCCUGUUAUAUUCUGUUUUCCUUCGACAUUUUUUUUCUUCCUCAUACAAUAGUCAGGCUUGGAUUGCAGCUCCACUGCGGAAUUCAGCCCGUCCGGAAACAACAUCCCCCUAUUUCGACACCUUCACCAGAGACACAGCCACCAUGUCGGAGCGAGUGACGAGAUCACAGACAGGCAAGACACCGAGGAAGCCGAUUAACCCUGGUUUCGUCGAGACGCCCGGCCGCCGCAAGUCUUCGCGCAAGUCUGUUCUGGUCGAUCGCGAGUACUCUGAGACGCCUGAGCCGUUUCCAUCCUUGACCGACGAGAGCGAGAAGGACCAGAAUGGUGCUGCAGUGAAUGGAAGUGCGCGCAGCACCGGCGUCGCGAACGGAAAUGCGAAUGGACAUCUCAACGGCAGCGCGAACGGGCAUGCGAACGGCACCGUCAAGGCUUCCAAUGCCGAGCAGGAUAAGAUCAAGAAGCUCGAUAAUCCCGCCAUCGACACCUCCGGGAAGCGCGAAUUCGGCGGCUCCUUUGGCAUGAGCGCCAUGAUGAUCGGCUUCCCCGCGCUCAUGUACUACAUGUGGGCCGGUACCGUUGUUUACGAUGGCAAGCUACCCCGUCCUGCCGAAGGGGAAUCCUGGGGCGACUUGUUCUGGCACCUGGUUUACCUGGUCAAGACGCAGGCGUACCCCACUCGCCAGGCGUGGACGAUCUACUGGAGCUUUGGACUCGUACAGAUGGCCUUCUAUAUGCUUUUGCCGGGUGUAUACCGCAAGGGCAAGCCUCUGCCGCAUUUGGGAGGCAAGCAGUUGACCUACUACUGCUCCGCCAUGUGGUCUUUCUACACCUCCAUCGUUAUCGCCCUGACCCUGCAUUUCACUGGCAUCUUCAAGAUCUACACUGUCGUGGACGAGUUUGGCCCGAUAAUGUCGGUUGCAAUCAUCUCCGGCUUCAUCGCUUCCUUCGUCGCGUACUUCUCUGCUUUGGCCAGGGGUGCCACUCUCCGCAUGACAGGCUACCCAAUUGUGGACUUCUUCAUGGGCGCUGAGUUGAACCCACGUCUGUUUGGCAUUCUCGACUUCAAGAUGUUUCUUGAAGUGCGAAUUCCUUGGUUUAUCCUGUUCUUCUGCGCGCUGGGCGCCUGCCUGAAGCAAUUUGAGCUGUACGGUUAUGUCAGCGGAGAGGCAUUCUUCCUCGUCCUCGCACAGUACCUCUAUGCGAACGCCUGCUCCAAGGGCGAGCAUCUCAUCAUCACGACUUGGGAUAUGUAUUAUGAGAAACUCGGCUUUAUGCUUAUCUUCUGGAACAUGGCGGGCGUGCCCUUCUCCUACUGCCACAGUAUCAUAUACAUCGCCAAGCACCACCCCUCGGAGUACAGACAUUCGCCCAUCCUCAUCGCGAUUCUGUGCAUCGCAUACCUUGGUGUCUACUAUGUCUGGGAUACAACCAACAGCCAAAAGAACCAGUUCCGCCAGGAAGAAAGCGGCGAGGUAUUCGAGCGCACGACAUUCCCCUACUUCAAAUACGGCAAGAUCCACAACCCCAAGUACAUCCAGACGAAGCACGGAAACAAAAUCCUCGUAGACGGGUGGUACGGCAAGGCCCGCAAAAUCCACUACACGUGUGAUCUGUUCUUCGCCCUCUGCUGGGGCCUCAUCACGGGAUUCAACUCCGUCUUCCCCUGGUUCUACUCCGUCUUCUUCUUCGGCAUGAUUCUGCACCGUGCGAAUCGCGAUAUCAAGCGCUGUCGGGAGACGUAUGGGGAGGCGUGGGAGGAGUAUACCAGGAGGGUGCCUUAUCUGUUCAUUCCCGGAGUGAUAUAAUUCAGAGAAGACGUGUUGGGAGGAUGAGGCAUGAUGUUACGGCGAUGUAAUUUUGAAUCGGACAAGACUAAGGUUGGAGAGGUAAUUUAUUGUCUAAUGUUGCUUAUUCGUCAUCCGUAUAUUUUUGAUUAUUUUCAAGCUCGCUUUCUGGGAUGUUGUAUUCCUACCAUUCUUUUCUUGAUUUUUCGAAGUUGAAGUAGUAUUAGCAGGCGUGCUGCAUCCGGCGUAACAAGCACGGCCCACGAAGAAGGCAUG
This is a messenger RNA of Westerdykella ornata, 2154 nucleotides long. RefSeq lists its product as uncharacterized. NCBI's taxonomy places the organism in Eukaryota, Fungi, Ascomycota, Dothideomycetes, Pleosporales, Sporormiaceae. Gene Ontology annotation, biological process: ergosterol biosynthetic process. Gene Ontology annotation, cellular component: endoplasmic reticulum membrane. The record is from RefSeq and is a predicted model, not a curated record. Gene Ontology annotation, molecular function: Delta24(24-1) sterol reductase activity. The transcript is spliced from 3 exons. Bases 235 to 1899 code for a protein of 554 amino acids.